GGGUGAAGUUGGUGAGUCGUGUACAAUGACAAUAACCAUUCAGUGUUUGAAGAAGUAUGAUGCGAAAGGAAAAGCUUCGAAGUGGGCAAAUUUUUGGCACUCCUUUUCUCUCUCCACUUUUAAUCAUAGAAUCCUUCUGAAACUCCGACUUAUCUGAACCCUUUCUCUCCCUUGAGGAUUAAACUCUCUUUCUCUCUCUCUCUCUCUCAUACAUACACACACACACAUUUCGGACAUCUGGUGAUCUGUGCAUCAGACUUGCCUACUCUGCCACACCUAAUCGAAUCUCACCUGAAAGUUGACACGUGGUGGCCCGUAGUGACACUCCCACCAGCAUUACAACUCCUGUCGAACUUCCUCAUGGCUUCAAUGAAACAGAGAGUUUCAACACCUAAGCAAACAUUUGUUCAAAUGCCGGCAUAUGAUAAUACUGAAAAUUUGGGGUUGGGGGAAGCAGUCCCUCCCAGGUUAGAGAACUUCAAAAAGGUUUCGGUUAUACCUCUUGUUUUCCUUGUCUUUUACGGGGUCUCUGGGGGGCCUUUUGGUGUGGAAGACAGUGUGCAGGCUGCUGGUCCUCUUUUAGCUCUUCUCGGGUUUCUGCUUUUUCCAUUUAUAUGGAGUGUUCCUGAAGCCUUAAUAACCGCAGAAUUGGGUACUAUGUUUCCUGAGAAUGGGGGUUAUGUGGUUUGGGUUUCUUCAGCUUUGGGUCCUUACUGGGGAUUUCAGCAAGGUUGGAUGAAAUGGCUCAGUGGGGUAAUAGAUAAUGCACUAUACCCAAUCCUGUUUCUGGACUAUUUGAAGUUCUCUGUUCCAUAUUUAGCAGGUGGUUUCCCUAGGAUGAUAGCAGUGCUUGUUCUCACUCUAGCACUCACUUAUAUGAACUACAGGGGUUUGACCAUAGUGGGAUGGAUCGCUGUAGUGCUAGGAGUGUUCUCCAUCCUUCCUUUUGUUGUUAUGGGAUUUGUUGCAAUUCCUAAACUGAAGCUUUCAAGAUGGUUUGUUGUAGACUUGCGCAACGUGGAUUGGGCUUUAUACUUGAAUUCUCUAUUCUGGAAUUUGAACUAUUGGGACUCGAUCAGUACUCUAGCAGGAGAAGUGGAAAAUCCUGCUAGAACACUCCCCAGAGCUCUCUUCUAUGCUCUGAUUUUGGUUGUGCUGGGGUAUUUUUUUCCUCUUCUGAUUGGAACAGGAGCUAUUCCACUUAAUCGUGAACUGUGGAGUGAUGGUUUUUUCGCAGAUAUAGCUAAACUUCUUGGAGGGCUAUGGUUGCAAUUGUGGGUUCUGGGGGCUUCUGCUUUGUCAAAUAUGGGCAUGUUUGUGGCUGAGAUGAGCAGUGACUCCUUUCAACUUCUGGGAAUGGCAGAGCAUGGGAUGCUUCCCGAGUGUUUUGCCAAGAGGUCUCGUUACGGGACCCCUCUUACUGGGAUUUUAUUCUCUGCAUCAGGCGUGGUUUUGCUCUCAUGGCUGAGCUUUCAAGAGAUUAUAGCAGCAGAGAAUUUUUUAUACUGCUUUGGAAUGAUUAUGGAGUUCAUUGCCUUUGUGAAGUUAAGGAUGAAAUACCCUGCAGUAUAUCGGCCUUAUAGGAUACCAGUAGGUACAACUGGAGCAAUAUUAAUGUGUAUUCCUCCAUCUCUAUUGAUUUUUGCGGUUUUGGCCCUUGCUUCCUUCAAAAUCAUGGCUCUUAGUCUCUUGGCUGUCAUGGUUGGGUUUGUCAUGCAGCCUUGUCUCAAAUACAGUGAGAAAAAAAGGUGGCUUAGGUUUUCUGUUAGUUCUGACCUCCGAGAUCUCCAUCCUGAUUGUCCCAAGGGUACUGAACCUUGAAUUAAAGUUGAAAAUGUAAUUUUGUAGUAGUAGCCUUCCAUCUUUUAUAUCUAACUCUACCUAGACCCCUCAGUGGCGGGAAUCUCGUGCUUUUUUAUCUCAAAAUGUUUAAUCCUAAUAUUUAAUCACUUAGAAAAGUCAGAGUGCUUGGGCAAAUAGGUAUUUUCUCAGGUAUCAAUAUGUAAGAUAUUUUUUUCUUCUUGUAGUUGUAUGUAUGGUGGU
This is a messenger RNA of Ilex paraguariensis (yerba mate), 2043 nucleotides long. The record is from the annotation of a GenBank genome assembly. NCBI's taxonomy places the organism in Eukaryota, Viridiplantae, Streptophyta, Magnoliopsida, Aquifoliales, Aquifoliaceae.